GACUUUUAGUCCAGCCCAGCUUGUUAGCGUGACCCUCACGGGAAGGCUGUUGGGUAUAUAACUAGUUGAUGGAGAAAUAGAAAAUUAGAUUAGAGCAAAUAGUUUAUGUUUUUAAAGGCAAACAGGAACAUUACUUUGGAAUCCCUGAUUGAACAGCAAUGAUGAGAAUACCAUUCAUCACUGGGAUCUUCUGCCUAAUCACUAAUGCCUCAGGCCUAAAGGUAACCCAGCCAGACAUAAUUGUGGCCAACAGGCAUGGAAAGGCCAUGCUGGUCUGUGACUACAGGAUACAUGCCAAAGUUGAAGAGAUGCGUUUUAGGCUUUUAAGGAAAAUGGGUAACCAAGUAAAAGAGAUUUGUGCUUUCAGCUACUCUACAAACUAUGAAUCAGUUACCACCGGUGACGCCAUACAAUGUGAAGGGGAGCCUGGUCCCAACAAUGUGACUUUGCAUUUAUCAGGGAUGCAGAUGUCUGACACAGGAAUGUACAUCUGCAAACUGGACAUCAUGUAUCCACCUCCCUAUAGGACAACUGAGGGGAAUGGUACUCUUAUAUAUGUCAGCGAUCUUAUGUCUGAAUGUGCACAAUCAAUUGAGCCACCUGAAUUCAUUCUUGAUCAAAGGAUUCUUCUAGUUGUCUGCCUUGUAAUGUUUUUGUACUCCAUGUUUAUUACUGCUGUCCUGUUGUGUGGGAAGCAACGGAAGAAAUUCACUGUUGGAAAUUAUGAGAAGAUGUUGGAGUCAGAUCAAGGGAAUGGCUUUUCACCCUAUUAUAUCCGUGUCAACUGAACAUUACAGUUUCGUCCACUUUUUCAAGAAUGAGUAUAAUGCACCCUUUCAAAUUCAGCCAUAUGAUGAGGCAUAGCAGCCAGAUAUAUCUCUGUACUACUAGAGUAUUAAAUGAAUGUCAUAUAAAUUAGACACUCACCAUUGCUAAAGUGACAAUACCUCAAAGAGCUCAUUAAGCAGCAUUAGAAUAUAUUUUUUAAGCUGAAUGAUAGAUGUGAUUCUGUGGAGCAUAAAUAAUUUAGUUCAGGGCUUUUUUUAGUGGAGCACAAUGUGGGAAUAUCUGUGCCCCCAGUCUUACAGUAGGCUCAUUUAUCUAAUAAAUGUUAUUGAAUUUCAACUCAGGUCACCAAUAUCCUAAGUAUAUAGAAGAGCUGCAGUUCAACGCAGCUUUAUGGUCUCUGGUUAGACAUUACUAACUUAUGCUUUGUUUUCUCAAGGUGGAUUCUUCAACCUUCCUUCUUUGCCCUUGGCCCUUUAUUACCUAUCCCAGAUUCAAAGAAAUAAAUACCCAGGAAUUCAGUGUUGCCAGUUUGUCCCUUCCCAUGAAACAUCUCUAAGGCCAAGGCUACAGUGGUGAAUAAUCCAUAAACAUGAGCAUAACCACAUAUUAAUUAGACUUUUUAGUUUUUAAGGUUAAGUACAGUUGUCAACUUGCUUGGCUAAGUCAAGAGAUAAUAAAAACCAUAGUUAUUUCAUUAUAAAUGAAUGAAGGCAAAAAGUAUGUUCAGUACAAACCCUGUUCAUUAAGCUCAUGUUAUAAAUGGAAUAUACUGCUCUCUUAAGUUCUGAUGCAUAUAGUCUUUCUGCAUUAAUGAUAUUUCAAUUUGCAGCAAAUCUGAUUUUACAUUGUGUAGGUAAGGAAAAAGGGCAACCCUGUCUAAGACCUAGGUUUAACAGUGAAUAUUAGUUUUCUUUACAUAAUCAAAAUAAUGCCCAUGGUGAGUUGAAUUUUACCUUACCACAGAUACCUAACACUGAAAAAUACAUUGUAUUAGCACUUCCUUGGCAGACAGGCAAUAAAAGAAUACUAGAACAUUUUGAUUACUUAGCUCCUACCAGUGGGUGGAUCUCUCCAUUGUAGCUGUUCUACUACCCAUUCAUUUCAAUUCCUACAAGCAGUGUUUGACCGGGAUGCCUAAAACCACAGGGACCACAGGCCCACUUUCCACACAGGUUUCCCACCUUUCUUUACUUAGCUUUUUUUCUAGUCUCUUUGCUUAGGGUAUACAUCCAUGGAAUUAAGUAUGGGAUAAUGUAAUAAAGUUGUGAACUUUGCACUUGGCCUAGUAACCCUCGGAAACCAGUUAAAUGUUUGCUUUCAAGCAGAAACAGGUGUUAAAUGCUAGGAGCCAGCUGGAAUAUAUAUAUAUAAUAUAUAAUAUAAACUAUUGAAGUCUGUUACAUUGCCCCAUAAAACCCUUGCAGUAUUUUGAGCGAUGUUCUAAGGCCCCAUGGCUGUUGUGGCAAAAAACUGUUGCCUGUAAUGGGUUGUCAUGAUCAGAUGUAUACUAAGGAAAUUAAUGUCUACUCUUUUAUUACAUGUAUCACAGUUUUAGCAUCAUUUAGCUUGAGUUUUCUAUAAUCUCAACAUUGCUUGCUAUUGUUACAUAAAGCACGAUGUGUUGUUACAUUUUAAUGUGUUGUUACAUUUGCAUUAUUUCAGUUUUGUAAACUAUCAGCUAACAUGUUAAUGUGUUUUCUAUGCACAGAAUAGAUUUUUGGAUUAAAACUUAAAGGCCCCCAAGGGGUCUCUAUUUCUGGCACCUAAGUAAUUUAGUUUGGAACUGAGUAAACAGACCCACGGGGAUCUGCUUCAUUGCAUGUCCAGUUUUCUGGUACAAUGAUUUUUCCAUAAAUUUCGGGGCAACCUUUCCUAAUCCAUCUAAACCCCUAGUUUGUUCAGCUCCAGCUGAGCUCUUUUAUUUAGUGUGUCAUAUUGGUGUGUCAGUGAAGGAGUUUUUGCAGUUGCAUAGAUUUGCAUUUUGCAAGUGCGUGCAAGACUUAUACAGUAAGGAAGAAACACAGGCAUAGCCCCUAUAACUGUAUGCUGCACUAUGAAUCAUCACCUUUACCACCAACAACAGUAACGUCUUUGAGUACUCAUAUGUUUGCACUGUGUUUUAUGUUUUCUAUGAAAAUGCACUGACAGUACAGACAUGUUUAUUGACUGCAUGUACACUCUUCUUGACUCCUCACCAAAACAAUAAAUACAAAUAAAGUGA
Xenopus tropicalis (tropical clawed frog) is the source of this 3010-nucleotide messenger RNA. RefSeq names its product cytotoxic T-lymphocyte associated protein 4 (gene ctla4). Gene Ontology annotation, cellular component: plasma membrane; membrane. The transcript has 4 exons. NCBI's taxonomy places the organism in Eukaryota, Metazoa, Chordata, Amphibia, Anura, Pipidae. Bases 159 to 788 code for a protein of 209 amino acids. Gene Ontology annotation, biological process: regulation of T cell proliferation; immune response. The record is from RefSeq and is a predicted model, not a curated record.